AUGGUGAAAAAGAGAGCAGUCGGGAAUUCUGCUCAGGGAUCAAGAUGCAAAUCUAGCUUAGAAGGCUUAAUGCAGACGUUGGAGCAAACUGUCGUCCAGAUGCAAUACUUAACCUCGAAGCGUUGGUUUUUGGCUACAGUUUUGGUAUACAUCUUCGUUUCGUCGUUGAAAUUAGGUAAAGCAUACGAAGAUCAUCCUCAUUUAGGUGCUGCUGGCGUAAUUGCAAAGGAAUUCUUGCCUAGAGCAGAAGAUGAAGGAGAAACUGAUCAGUAUUUCCCACAAGCUGGGAUAAUAAACACUAAUCCGGCUAACAUUGUCGACAAGGCCCUCGAAUGUUUCCAUGAUAAUUAUAUUUACAGUAGCUGCGAUGAAACUUAUAGAUUAAGCCAAAUUGGAGAACUCAAUGUUCCACCCGAAUACACGGAUCAGUACUGCAAAGGACCGUGCCUAACUGAGACACACCAUGUGCUAGACUGUUUAGACGGCAUCACGAAACACACUAUAUUCUACAACAAGGCUACGCUAAGUGUGGUACGAGAAACUAUCAAGACAGGAUGUAGUUAUGGUCCUAAACGAGGUGACUUUAGUGUGGCUGAGCACCUCCAAGCAGAAGAGAAUAGCGCACGUACACUCUCUAAAUCUGUCAUAUACGGGCUUCUGCUAAUGUUUAUGACGUGGGGUGCCUUUUUUUAA
Molecule: messenger RNA, 693 nt
Organism: Fraxinus pennsylvanica
Lineage: Eukaryota; Viridiplantae; Streptophyta; Magnoliopsida; Lamiales; Oleaceae
Source: the annotation of a GenBank genome assembly